Messenger RNA from Didymodactylos carnosus, 761 nucleotides. The record is from the annotation of a GenBank genome assembly. NCBI's taxonomy places the organism in Eukaryota, Metazoa, Rotifera, Eurotatoria, Philodinida, Philodinidae.
UUAACCAAAGGAAACUAAAUGGUACCUAUGAACGAUAUUUGAAACAGGAAACAUUACGUGUUAUUUAUCCAUAUUUUGUUUUAAGUGGCAUUAGUCUUAUAUGGGCAAUAAUUAUUGGAUUUGUUAAAUUUCCUACACUACAAACAACAAAACAAGCGACAGUCACAACAAAUAGUGGAGAGAGCAAUAAUACGAAUAAUAAAAAAUUAUGUCGUCCGUACUUUUUCCUUUCUGUAUUAGCACAAUUUAUGUAUAUUGGUGCACAAGUUUGUACAUGGAGUUAUUUCAUUCAAUAUGCACAAGAUUAUACUCGAAUGAAAGAAAAAUCGGCGGGAUAUUGGCUUACGGGGACAUUGGUAAUGUUUGGUGUGGGACGAUUUAGUUCAGCUUAUCUGAUGCAACAUUGGAUAAAAGCUCAAUUACUCAUGGGUAUCUAUAGUAUAAUCAAUAUGGUAUUGUUAGCCAUAGCAAUAUUAGCUCGGGGAUGGGUUGGUCUAAUUUCUUUAUUUUGUACAAGUUUCUUUAUGUCACUCAUGUUUCCAACAAUAUUUGCAUUGGGUUUAAAAGAUUUAGGAGAAAAACAAACAAAAUUAGCUGGAUCCCUAUUAGUAAUGGCUAUUGUCGGUGGAGCAGUAUUGACACCAUUUAUGGGUUUUAUGUCAGAAUUAAUAAAAUCAUUAGCUGUUGCCUAUUUCGUUCCUCUAUUGGCUUACGGAUUUGUAGCGUUAUUUUCAUUUAUUAACCUUUUAAAAAUAAAUUGA